UUCCAUGGGCAAAGCAUCAACUAUAGCUAUACAAGAAUCAUCGACCACUACUUGUACACAAGCAAAAGUUCCAUCAACUUAACAUGGCCUCCUCCAACUUCUUUCUUCCCACAGCUCUCAUCGCUUUGGUCGCUACUCAGGCCAUGGCUUUUGAUCCCAGUCCUCUUCAGGACUUCUGCGUUGCCGACAGGAACUCUCCAGUACGUGUCAAUGGGUUCCCCUGCAAGGAUGCUAAGGAUGUGAAUGUUGAUGACUUCUUCCUAGAAGCUAACCUCGACAAGCCGAUGGACACAACCAAGAGCAAGGCUGGAUCCAAUGUUACAUUGAUCAACGUGAUGAAACUCACAGGUCUCAACACCCUUGGCAUCUCCAUGGCAAGGAUCGACUAUGCUCCUAAAGGGCAAAACCCACCACACACGCAUCCCCGUGCUACCGAGAUCCUAACGGUUUUUGAGGGUACACUCUAUGUUGGUUUUGUUACAUCGAACCAAGCAAACGGAGAAAACAAGCUAUUCACCAAGACACUUAACAAGGGUGAUGUCUUCGUGUUCCCACAAGGUCUCAUUCACUUCCAGUUCAAUCCAAGCUAUGAUAAGCCAGCAGUUGCCAUCGCUGCACUUAGCAGCCAGAAUCCUGGAGCGAUUACCAUUGCUAAUGCAGUAUUUGGAUCAAAUCCACCAAUCUCGGAUGAUGUUCUUGCUAAGGCAUUUCAAGUGGAUAAGAAGGCCGUGGAUUGGCUCCAAGCUCAAUUCUGGGAGAACAACCACAACUAAAUUAUUGAUGCUUGAUAAGGCUCAAAAUUAGUGAUUGCUAGUAAAAAUGUUUUGUUGAUUGUUGUUAGCUAAAUAUUGUAUACUGUAUAACACUACGCAUCAAUAAUGUAUAACACUACGCACAUAUAUAUGUUACAAGAUGUAUGAUCUAUGGAAUUACUUUAAUAUAUUUGAUUUCUUGGUACUUUUUACA
Oryza sativa Japonica Group (Japanese rice) is the source of this 966-nucleotide messenger RNA. NCBI's taxonomy places the organism in Eukaryota, Viridiplantae, Streptophyta, Magnoliopsida, Poales, Poaceae. The record is from RefSeq and is a predicted model, not a curated record.